ACCAGAAACAAGAGAAGUUUUGUUGUGUCAACUCAUCUCUCCCUGUAAUCAUUUCAUUGCAUUUCACCCCAUCUAUCUUCCCCACCUAUACAUACACCCAUCUUGUAUCUAUCUAUCAUCGUCUCCGUGUAACCAUGGUCGAAACACGGCGCGGCUCGUCGUCGUCGAAGCGCCCGCUCUCAUCCCCCUCGUCGUCGUCUCUCCCCACCGGGAAGCGAUCAAAGGCGGUGGAGACGUCGUCGUCGACGAACGAGAAUCGGCCGGCGGCGGAGAAAACCCUAGCACCGGCGAAGGAGUCGGGAGGGGAGUCGAGAGAAGAGAAGGCAGCGGCGGAUCGGAAGGAGACGGUUGAGGCGGUGCGAGAUGAAUCCACUGAUGCCAGACUUGAAGGUGGUUCUCUGAUUGAUGAUGAGAAGAAUAAACUUAAUGGUCCGGCUUUGAAUCGAGGAAAGAAAAGACAGCUUAAAUCAAAUGUUGGAGUUGCAUGGGGAAAACUCCUAUCUCAGUGUUCUCAAAAUCCCCAUGUCGUUAUGCAACGUCCUGUAUUUACUGUUGGUCAAGGUCGUCAAUGUGACUUGUCGAUAGGUGAUGCGUCCAUCAGUAAAACUUUGUGUAAUUUAAGGCGGAUAGAGUCAGAGGAAGGAAGUCCAUCGGGCACUUUACUUACAGUCACGGGUGGAAAAGGGAUUGUUAAAGUAAAUGGUAAAGUUUGCCCUAAGCAUACCUCCUUGCCUCUCAAUGGAGGUGAUGAAGUGGUUUUCAGUCCAUCUGGUAAACAUGCUUAUAUAUAUCAACAACUUUCUAGAGAUAAUUUAGCGUCUGAUAGUUUGCCUCCUGCAGUGAGCCUACUAGAGCAUAGUAGUUCUAUGAAUGGUCUUCACUUUGAGGCAAGUGGAGAUCCCUCAACUGUUGCAGGUGCAUCAGUUUUAGCAUCUUUUUCAAAUCUCCGGAAGGAGUUUUCCCUUCUUCCUCCCCCUUCUUGCGAUGAUGAGGAUGUGCAACCUGAAUUGCCUACUCUUCCUUUUGAUUGUGAAGUGUCAGAUAACCACAUUGUGGAUGCCAACCUGAAGGAUGCAGCAGAUCAUAAUGAUGGGACUGGUGUUUCGUUGAAUGAGAAGGGUGUACAGUCUACCAAUGCUGGUAAUGAAACUAUCAACUUCAAUAGCAGCGGCAAUGAUGAUGCUAUGGAUGCAGAAAUCGAAAAGGUUCCAGAAACAAACCCUGAACUGAGGCCGCUUAUGCAGAUGCUCUCAGGAUCUUCUGCUCCUGAGUUUGACUUGAGUAGUAGUAUUUCUAAAAUACUUGAUGAGCAAAAAGACUUGAGAGAUGUACCGAAGGAUAUGGACGGUCCAGUGUUGAUGUCAAAGAGACGCCAAUUAUUCAAGGAGGGGCUACAACAACGAAUCCUCAAAUCUGAGAAUAUUGAAGUUUCAAUUGAAAGCUUUCCAUAUUAUCUAAGUGAGACCACAAGGAAUGUUCUGAUUGCUUCGACAUACAUACAGUUAAAGUGUAACAAGUUCACCAAGUUUUCCGUGGACCUGCCUUCCGUGAGCCCAAGAAUAUUAUUAUCUGGUCCUGCAGGUUCUGAAAUCUAUCAAGAAACAUUGGCUAGGGCGCUUGCCAAACAUUUUGGUGUGGCACUUCUCAUUGUUGAUUCCCUUCUGUUGCCCGGAGGAUGUUCAGCGAAGGAAACUGAUGUUAGGGAAAGUUCAAGGCCUGAAAGAGCAAGCAUGUUUGCUAAACGUGCUCAGGCUGUAGCGUUGCAUCUGAAGAAACCAGCCUCAAGUGUGGAGGCUGACAUAACUGGUGGGUCUAUCUUAAGCUCUCAGGCCCAGCCCAAGCAGGAGGUGUCCACUGCAUCAUCCAAAAACUACAUUUUUAAGAAAGGUGAUAGGGUAAAAUUUGUUGGGUCCUUGCCUUCUGGAUUUUCUCCCAUGCACCCUCUUUUAAGGGGGCCAUCAUAUGGUUAUAAAGGCAAAGUAGUGCUUCCAUUUGAAGAAAAUGGCUCUUCAAAGAUUGGAGUUAGAUUUGACAAACAAAUUCCAGAUGGUAAUGAUCUUGGAGGCCUCUGUGAAGAAGAUCAUGGUUUUUUUUGCGCCUCCGACUUGCUUCGCCUUGAUUCUUCCAGUAGCGAGGAUAGUGAAAGGCUUGCAAUUAAUGAACUCUUUGAGGUUGCUUUAGAACAAUGUAAAAGUGGCCCAUUAAUUAUAUUUAUAAAAGACAUUGAGAAGUCUUUACUGGGAAAUCCUGAGGCAUAUGCCUCUUUCAAAAUUAAGCUUGAAAAUUUACCAGGAAACGUGGUGGUCAUCGCUUCGCAGACGCAAAUGGAUAAUCGCAAAGAGAAAUCCCAGCCUGGUGGACUUUUGUUUACGAAGUUUGGAAGCAAUCAAACAGCACUACUCGACCUUGCUUUCCCGGAUAGUUUUGGUAGACUACAUGACAGAACUAAAGAUGCCCCAAAAACAAUGAAGCAACUCACUCGUCUAUUCCCAAACAAAGUGUCGAUACAGAUGCCUCAGGAUGAAACACUGCUUUCAGGCUGGAAGGAACAAUUGGAUCGUGAUGUAGAGACCCUGAAGUCAGAGUCAAAUAUUAUUAGCUUUCGCUCGGUCUUGAACAAACAUGGAUUUGAAUGUCCUGAGCUUGGAACAUUGUCCAUAAAAGAACAAACCUUGACCAAUGAAAGUGUGGAGAAAGUUGUUGGAUGGGCUUUAAGUCAUCACUUUAUGCAAUGUUCUGAAGCUCCUGCCAAAGAUGCAAAACUUGUGCUAUCUAGUGAUAGCAUUAGAUAUGGGCUCGACAUUCUACAGGGUGUACAAAAUGAAACCAAGACCAUGAAGAAAUCACUCAAGGACGUUGUUACUGAAAAUGAAUUUGAGAAGAGAUUACUUGGGGAAGUAAUUCCGCCCAACGACAUUGGUGUUACUUUUGAUGAUAUUGGCGCUUUAGAAAAUGUCAAAGAUACAUUGAAAGAAUUGGUGAUGCUACCUCUUCAAAGGCCAGAGUUGUUCUGUAAAGGACAGCUGACAAAGCCUUGCAAGGGGAUAUUGCUUUUUGGACCUCCUGGCACGGGUAAAACUAUGCUUGCAAAAGCAGUUGCAACUGAGGCUGGUGCAAACUUCAUCAAUAUAUCUAUGUCAGCCAUUACUUCAAAAUGGUUUGGUGAGGGAGAAAAGUAUGUUAAAGCUGUCUUCAGCCUUGCCAGUAAAAUAUCACCCAGUGUCAUUUUUGUUGAUGAGGUCGACAGCAUGUUAGGAAGGCGUGAAAAUCCUGGAGAACAUGAAGCAAUGCGUAAAAUGAAAAAUGAAUUCAUGGUAAAUUGGGAUGGCCUGCGUACAAAAGAUAAGGAACGUGUAUUGGUACUUGCUGCAACCAAUAGGCCGUUUGACCUAGAUGAGGCUGUUGUUCGAAGGCUUCCUCGAAGGUUAAUGGUAAACCUCCCAGAUGCCACAAAUAGGGAGAAAAUUCUAAGAGUCAUAUUGUCCAAGGAAGAAUUAGGAUCUGGAGUCCAUCUUGAAGCAGUAGCUAGUAUGACUGAUGGUUAUUCAGGAAGUGAUUUAAAGAAUCUAUGCGUGACAGCUGCUCAUUGCCCCAUAAGAGAACUUUUGGAGAAAGAAAAGAAGGAAAGAGCUUUGGCAUUGGCGGAAAAUAGACCUUUACCUGCAUUACACAGCAGCGUUGAUGUUCGUCCUUUGUGUAUGGAUGAUUUCAAAUUUGCACAUGAACAGGUAUGUGCCAGUGUAUCAUCGGAGUCUACAAACAUGAGCGAGCUUCUUCAAUGGAAUGAACUCUAUGGCGAAGGUGGAUCAAGAAAGAAGACCUCUCUUAGUUACUUCAUGUAGUGGAGGUAUCCAAAUUGUAUAGAAUUUUUUAGCUUUAUCUUUUUAUAUCUUUUACUAACUAUAUAGUACAGCUGAUGAUGGUGCCUUGUGACUGCGGAAAUACUACGGGUUCACCCAAACCCAGAUAUCUUUUUCAUGUUUGAGAUAGAGGCUCCUUUGUAUCAUAUGUUUUAUGGAUAUUAUAACGCCAUCCAUACAAGUUUAAAUUAUACUGAGCCUGUACAUACAUUGCGAUUAAUUUAACAAACCAUAUACAUGUUUACUUGGCGUUAAUGUUGAAGCUAUUUGAUGACAUUAACAUCUAAUAUUAUUGGCCUUGGUUUCUUU
Daucus carota subsp. sativus is the source of this 4169-nucleotide messenger RNA. RefSeq lists its product as uncharacterized. The record is from RefSeq and is a predicted model, not a curated record. NCBI's taxonomy places the organism in Eukaryota, Viridiplantae, Streptophyta, Magnoliopsida, Apiales, Apiaceae. Gene Ontology annotation, molecular function: protein binding; ATP hydrolysis activity; ATP binding. Bases 135 to 3842 code for a protein of 1235 amino acids. Gene Ontology annotation, cellular component: mitochondrial outer membrane. The transcript has 27 exons.